AUGGGAAAUCUAUUUGGAACGAUUUUUGGUAAAAAACGUUAUCGGAUAUUGUUACUUGGACUUGAUAAUGCUGGAAAAACAUCAAUUCUUUCUCGUUUACGUUUACAAGAAUUUCGUUCAACCGUACCAACUGUUGGAUUUGCAGUUGAAACAGUUAUUUUAGAUCGUGUUCAUUUUACUGUAUGGGAUGUCGGUGGACAAGAUAAAAUUCGUCCAUUGUGGCGACAUUAUUUUACUGGAUCUCAAGGUCUUAUAUUCGUUGUUGAUUCAACAGAUUAUGAACGAAUGGAUGAAGCACGCCGUGAAUUAGAAAAAAUAUUAAAUGAUCGUGAAAUGCGUAAUGUUAGUUUACUUUUACUUUGUAAUAAACAAGAUGUAGCCGGUAGUAUGCAACCAGAUGAAAUACGACAAGCAUUACGUUUAGAUAAAUUUGUCCGUCCUUAUGCAAUAAUACCUUGUUCAGCAUUAAAUGGAAGUGGUUUAACCGAAGGUCUUACAUGGUUAUCUGAACAUUGUAAAUAA
Messenger RNA from Adineta steineri, 522 nucleotides. The record is from the annotation of a GenBank genome assembly. NCBI's taxonomy places the organism in Eukaryota, Metazoa, Rotifera, Eurotatoria, Adinetida, Adinetidae.